Messenger RNA from Marmota monax (woodchuck), 4286 nucleotides. RefSeq names its product jerky protein-like. Gene Ontology annotation, molecular function: DNA binding. The transcript is spliced from 3 exons. The record is from RefSeq and is a predicted model, not a curated record. Bases 1054 to 2715 code for a protein of 553 amino acids. Gene Ontology annotation, cellular component: nucleus. NCBI's taxonomy places the organism in Eukaryota, Metazoa, Chordata, Mammalia, Rodentia, Sciuridae.
AGACCGGUUGGUGGGCGGCCAGGAGCCCAGGAUGUGACUUCCCUCGGGGCUCCUCGUGGCCGCUAUAGGUAUCACUAUCUGUUGGCUGGAACGCAGGUCUUGGAUUCCAUUCUUGAGACAAGAAAGACGUGGCGAAGGCCCGGAGGUGAGGCCUCUGCCGCCGCACUUAUUCUUGCGGCUCCCCAGGGACGGGCCGAAGAAUGGCGGGCUAGUCACCUCCGGGUCCUGUCCCCUCGGGGCCGGAAAAGACUCCUCUUGUCGGAACCAGGGGUCACUUCCCUAGCUGCACUAGCCUAUCUGUAGACAGCGGCCCUGACGGACCAAACACAUUUUAUGAGCAUUUUCUUUCUUUUAUUUUUUCAAUAUUUUUUUGGCUUUUCUGAGAGUUUAAAUCAGCUACCGCUGCAAGGCUUUGUGCUGUUAGUCUUAUCAUAGGCAUGGUCUUUGCAUUGCCCAAAAUGUAAGUGCCAGUGCAUCCUUCUCUGCUUCUGUUAAAGUGGUCCUCUUUAUUUGAGUGCGGUGCUCUACUAUUACAUUUAUUUGACAACUAUUUACUACUUAGGCUGUCUCCUAACUCUACUUGAUUUUAAAGAAAAAUAACUGCUAACAUAAAUUGAGCGCUUACUUGUGCCAUCGUGGUGCUAAACUUAUAAAAUGGAUUGUCUCACUGAUCCUGAGAACCCUUUGAGGUUAUUCUCCCAGACAAGAAUAGAAGCAGCCAAGGAGGAUGCUGUUGAACCAGUUAGAAGGCUUUUAUCAUCAUCCCAGCAAGAUAUGAUAAUGUGGACUUGGGAAAUGGCAGAGAAGAUGCAAAACAGAGGACGGAUUUCGGAGGUCCACAAUCUCUACUCUGCAAUCCCAAAAUAAGACAAAAACAGAAAACACGCUGAAACUCAAAAGUGUUUUGUGAGUUUGGCACUGGGAAUCUUUGACAACAAAACAAACUGUGGAUAAACAUGAAGCCUCCAUUUUCUCACUACUCAUAUCCAUUCAACACACAUACCUCUGUUAUUUGCUGACGUUUUGUGACUUGGGAAUUAAUAGCAUUGGAAAAUGUCCAAAAGAGUUAAAGAUAUACCAACGGAUAAUGGUGAGAAGAAGAAAAGGAAGCAUCUGUCUUUAUCAAUAGCUCAGAAAGUAGAGUUAUUACAGAAGCUUGAUGCUGGUGUGUCUGUAAGGUGUCUUACAGAAGAAUAUGGUGUGGGGACCACCACCAUAUAUGACUUAAAGAAACAGAAAGACAAAUUGCUGAAAUUUUACAGUGACAGUGAUAACCAAGAACUAAUGAAAAACAGAAAAACAUUACAUAGGGCCAAAAAUGAAGAUCUUGACCGUGUGUUAAUUGAAUGGAUUCGACAACAAAGAAGCAAAGAUAUGCCCCUGACUGGUUUAUUGGUCAUGAAACAAGCUAGAAUAUACCAUGAAGAACUGAACAUUGAAAGCGAGUGUGAAUAUUCAGAAGGGUGGCUGCAAAAAUUUAAAAAGCGUCAUGGAAUCAAAUAUCUUAAAAUGUGCGGUGAAAAAGCUUCUGUGGAUCAUGAAACAGCUGAAAAUUACAUUGAUGAAUUUGCUAAGAUAAUAUCUGAUGGAAACCUUAGCCCUGAACAAAUUUACAAUGCUGAUGAAACAGCUCUGUUUUGGUGCUAUGUUCCUAGAAAAACCUUAAUCAUGGCCGAUGAAAAGGUACCAACAGAUUUCAAGGAUGCCAAGCAAAGGUUAACUGUUCUUGGAUGUGCUAAUGCUGCAGGUACACAUAAGAUAAAACUGGCAGUGAUUGGGAAAAGCCUACCUCCAAAAUGUUUAAAAGGUACUGGCAGCUUACCUGUGCAUUAUUAUGCAAACAAAAAAGCAUCAGUAACCAGAGAAAUCUUUUCUGAUUGGUUCAAUAAGCACUUUGUGCCAGCAGCACGAGCUCAUUGCAAGCAAGCCGGACUAGAAGACAAUUGCAAAAUUUUACUGUUCCUAGACAACUGUUCAGCACAUCCCCCUCCAGAACUUCUUGUGAAAAGUAAUGUUUUCAGCAUCUUCCUUCCCCUGAAUGUGACAUCCGUAAUACAGCCUUGUGACCAAGGAAUUUUACGCUCCAUGAAGAGCAAAUAUAAACACUUUUUCUUAAACAGCAUGCUUGCUUCAGUGAACAGAGGCCUGAAAAUCCAGGACUUCCUUAAACAAUUUAGACUUAAGGAUGCCAUCUAUGCAAUUGCUAAUGCAUGGAAUGAUGUUGAUAAGUCAACAUUAACAAAUGCUUGGCACAGACUUUGGGCUACAAUGAUGUUUGAAAAUGACCUUGCUGAUGAGGAUUUUGAAGGAUUUAGAGAUUCUAAUGAGAAGAUCAUGAUAUCAAAACUUAUUACUUAUGCCAAAAGUUUAUCAGCUGAAAGUGUAAAUAAGUUAGAAGAAGCUGACAUUGAAGAAAUACUGAACAUUGAUAAUGAUGUACCCGUUGUGCAUCCUUUGAGCGAGGGGGAUUUUGCUGAAAUGGGUGUAAAUACAAAUCAGUAUGAAGAUAGUAGCAGUCACGAUGAUGACAUGAACACAGGUGAAAAAAUCUCUAUAGAACACCUGGUGAAAAUGUGUGACCAGUUAAUUGCUGGUCUUGAACAAUGUGCAUUCAUCAGUGAGCAAGAGACCAUGGCGAUUUACUCAAUUAAAGAGAAAUUGCUUAGACAAAAACCUGUGUUAAGGAGGCAGAUGACACUGGAAAAGGCCUUUUAAAAAGUUCUCUUCUAUGUCACUUGAGAAUCCUGUUUCUGGCUCAUUAUGUCUAGCUGCCUCCUGGUUUUAUAGACAAUGGUAAUAUUGGUGUAACUUUUUCUCCAAGAUUCUCUAGGAACCAGAAGUGAUGAACAUUUAUUGCAUUUAUAUGUGUUAUACAUUAGUUUUCAUCAGUAUGAAUAUAAUUUUUACUUAAAAAUUUCCUUUGGGCUGGGGAUGUGGCUCAAGCGGUAGCGCGCUCACCUGGCAUGCGUGCGGCCCGGGUUUGAUCCUCAGCAUCACAUUCAAACAAAGAUGUUGUGUCCGCCAAAUACUAAAAAAUAAAUAUUAAAAUUCUCUCUCUCUCUCUCUCUCUCUCACUGUCUCUUUAAAAAAAAAAAAUUUCCUUUAAAGUGAGAAGUUUUACCAGAACUAAAGAAAUAAGAAGCUUAAAGUAUAUAGUCUAUUCUUAUUUCAUUUACCAGUAAGUGUAUUCACUUGUUGAUAAAUUCACUAAUUUAUUUAUGUAAAUAAAUCAUAUUAUUAUUAUUUAUGGUCUUUAUUCCACUUAGUAUAAUUUUGUGUGUCUGUGAGUGGUGCUGGGUAUUGAACACAGGGCCUCACACUCACUAGGCAAGCACUCCACCAUUGCUGUAUCCCUAACCCUUCAUACAUUUCUUUACAGAAAUAUUAAUAUAUUUCAUACCCACUUAGUAUAUUACAAAGUAUAUAGUAUAUAUAUUAUAUGCCAAAGAAUACCAAUUUUUUUAUAAAUUGCAAAAAAAAAAAAAAAAUCUCACUUCCAAAACACACGUGGUCUCCAAAGUUUUGGAUAAGAGAUUGUGGGCCUGAAAUACUUAACCUUAAGAGAUUUGUUUUGCAGAUCCAAUGAGAUUAUCAAUGUAAAGUGCCUAGUAUAAAAUAAAUACUCAUUAAAUGAUGUUGCUAUUACUAUUAUUUUAUUAUCCUACCCUUAAAAGUGUGGGGGAAAAAAGACCUUUCUGACAAUAGUUAAAUAAUUUAACCUAAUAUAAAUAAUGAUAAGCACUCUUCAAAUUUUAUCACCCUAAGAGAAGCUUUGGCAAUAUGCUGAUAAUAGGUACUUGAGUAUCUCCUAAUAUUUAUCCAGAGUUGGAAGGGUUUCCCACAUCAGAAGAUAAAACAUGUCAUGCCAUGUUGAACUACAUUUCAUGUAAAUAAAAUAUAUCCACUUCUAGUAUUCUCUUAUUCAUCAAAGAAAUAUUAAUAUUUCUAUCUGCUAAACAUUCCCUCAGCUCUCUCUGCCACAAACACCACAUAAGUAAGAACUAAAUCUCCCUUGUGAUCAAGGGUUCUUAACCCUCCUUGUGUAACCUCAGCUAUCAUAAGAAUUUGAACAUAACAGAAUAAAUAAAAUUUGUAUUCUAUAAAUAAGGGUAUUCUUAGCCUGAUGAAUGUGAAUUGAUUCCAGAUAGCCUGGUCUUUAUAGAAUUUGUUCAUUUAAAAUAUAAAAUUUAUUACUUUUCUUUUAUUAUAAAAGAAUACAUAAGAAUUCUAGAAAAUGGAAAAUGUGGUUUUUAAAGAAGGAAAUAAAAUUAUCCCCAAUCUUAUAA